Messenger RNA from Cuscuta europaea, 1905 nucleotides. Lineage: Eukaryota; Viridiplantae; Streptophyta; Magnoliopsida; Solanales; Convolvulaceae. The record is from the annotation of a GenBank genome assembly.
GGUUUUUGUUCAUCUUUCUCUCUUGCUCAAACUAAAGGGGUGUAAAAGAAAAAAGGGGAAGAAAAGGGAAGAAAAAGAAAACUCAAGAAAAAGCCGUACGGGCUAAAAUUAGCGCACGCCGGCGACCCGACCCGCCAAAGUCACGCUCCGUUCAGACACUAUCUCCGACCGGCGAUAUUUCCGCCUGAAUCAUCAGUACGAGAACAUAUGUGCGUAUGUUUGGGUGUGUGUUUUUGCAAAAACAUGGGUGAAGUUUGUUUCUACAUAGUUUCAAAUCUUCUAGCAGACCGUUUCUCACUUAUUCGUCAAGAUCUCGCUGUAUAUACACAUGCGUCGUAUAUAAAUCUUACGAUCAGAGUUGAAUUGGAGAAAGAGGUGAUAGCAGAGCUAGGCCAAAUAAAUGGAUGGACAGAAACAAAGAAUAGAGCAGGGAAUCGUCGAAGGAUGUUCAGCCCUAGAACCAAGAGGAUCUGUCUUUGGAAAAUAUUCUGAUGCAGACAUGCUUUUUAAGCUGAAAAGAAUUGCUCUGGAUCCUUGUGAUCCAAAAGCUGGCUUCCGAAAAUCUGGAUCAUUGUUGAACCAAACACUAAGAGUGCGAAAAGUCUUGUCUAUUGGUGACCCUGACUGCCCACGGAGAAAGAGAAAGCUCCAACUUUACAUCAAAGGAAACUUGAGAAACGCUCCCAACCUUCCAUUGGAGACAUUUGACAACAAAACUAAGGAAAAAAAGAGUAGAAGGCAGUUGUCCCAUGCAUCGACUGUUUCAUGCUUUAACAGUUCAGUGAAAUCCAAAAGUUUUGAAAAAAAUGCGGUCCUGACUUCACAUAGCCCAACGAGCUUAUUAACAUUUGAAGAGAGUCUUCAAGAACGAAUGUUUUCAGAAUCCUUUCUAAAUGCUGUAGAUAUGGGGCCUCCUGCCAACUAUAUUUCUUCUGUAAUUGACUCCGAUGAAUCUGUUAAUGGCUCAGACCCCUUGAGCCCUGUGGACCUAAAGCUCACCCCCAUCGAAGCACCCUUGCUUGCCUUGGAUGAACUGAUUCACAAUUCAAAGUCAUUGACUAGGAAAGGAUCAAAGAGCAGGCAUCUUCAAUCACCUCGUAGGUCCAUUAGGUUAGAGAACUUUAUUGAUGACCCCUCUCCAAAGAUGGUUGUUCCAGUUGGGCCUCGCUUUCAGGCUGAAAUUCCCGAAUGGUCUGAACCAGUUGGGUAUGGACAAGCUGAUGGUGGUUAUGAUGAUUCCAGAUGGUUAGGAACCAAAGUCUGGCCUAUUGAAAUGGGCAAUACCAAACUAUCCACUAAAUAUGUUGGAAAAGGCAGAGCAGAGUCUUGCACUUGCCAAGCUCCAGCCUCAGUUGAGUGUGUUCGAUGCCAUGUUCUAGAGGAGAGACUCCGUCUCAAAUGCGAUCUUGGCCCUGCUUUCUCUGCCUGGAAAUUUGAUGAAAUGGGGGAACAAAUGUUGAAGUCAUGGACAGCCGAGGACCAAAAGACUUUUGAGCCGUUGGUGAAAAAGAAUCCACACUCAAAUGGAAAGAAGUUUCUGAAGCAGGCCUUGAAGUCUUUCCGUUCUGAACUUAGGACAACUGUAGUCAAUUAUUACUUCAAUGUCUUCCUCCCAAGACGCAUUAGUAUGCUCACACGGAUGUCACUGGUUGAGCUAGUUGACACUGAUGAUGAUGCAGAGGAUUCUAAUAACUUGCAUUUGCGUGACAUAUGUGAUGGAAAAAGUGUUGAUCCUGGGAGGUCCAAUGAUGUAAAAAGAACCCGAUACUUGCGUCUCAGGACUUGAUCAUGAGCACUGGAAGAUCAGUGAAUAUGGUGCAACCUUCCAGAGGUUUUGCUUGGUAGCUUUGUUAUUAGAAUGCAGUUUAAUUUCUUUUUAGCCAUUCAGUCAAGAGACCCUCCAAC